This is a messenger RNA of Myiozetetes cayanensis, 1416 nucleotides long. Its product is annotated as cilia- and flagella-associated protein 251-like. The record is from RefSeq and is a predicted model, not a curated record. NCBI's taxonomy places the organism in Eukaryota, Metazoa, Chordata, Aves, Passeriformes, Tyrannidae. Bases 1 to 945 code for a protein of 314 amino acids. The transcript is spliced from 5 exons.
AUGGGGCAAAAAAGGGGAAAAUGGAGAGUGAGGAAGAGGAGGAGGAGGAAGAAGAAGAGGAGGAAGAAGAGGAAGAAGAGGAGGAGGAAGAUGAAGAAGAAGAGGAGGAAGAGGAAAGUCCAGCCCAGAAAAAUGAGGAGAAAAAGGGGAAAAAAACAAACUCUAAAAAAUGGGGCAAAAAAGGGGAAAAUGGAGAGUGAGGAAGAGGAGGAGGAGGAUGAAGAAGAAGAGGAGGAGGAAGAUGAAGAAGAGGAGGAGGAAGAGGAAAGUCCAGCCCGGAAAAAUGAGGAGAAAAAGGGGAAGAAACAAACGGUGAAAAAUGGGGCAAAAAAGAGGAAAAUGGAGAGUGAGGAAGAGGAGGAGGAAGAAGAGGAAGAAGAGGAGGAUGAGGAAGAGCCCCCAAAGUCCAGGAAAGGCCCCAAAAAGCCCCCAGAAAAGGAGAGCUCCGGGCUGGACUCGUCGGACUCGGAUUUACCGUUGGCCAAAUGGGUGGAAAAAAGGCGGAAAAGGGGCCGGGAGAAGGAGGAAGGAGAAGGGAGGAAGAGGAAGAGGAGGAGGAAGGAGAAGCAGGAAGAGCUGUGGCGCCAGGGGAAGGAGCCGCCGGCGGUGUCGCGGCUGAAGCGAUUCCUCCGGGCCGCGGGGGCGCCCCAACUACAAACGCCUGCUCGGGGGGUGCCGCAGCCAACGCGAGGUCAUCGAGACCCUGAGGGGGGAGCUGAGGGCACUGGGGCUCAGAGGCCCCCCCUCCCUGUCCCGCUGUCGCCGCCUGGGCCGGCGCCGGGAGGAGGCCGCGGAACUCGCCGCCCUCGACGCCUCCAACAUCCUCCCAGCCCGGUCCCGCCGCAGGAACGCCUGGAGCCCCCCGGAGACCCCCCAAAAACGAGCCCCCACCUCCCCCCCGACUGGUCGAGGCUGCGCGGGGUCGUCAGCUCGGACAGCGAAUAAAAAUUGUCACUUUUUUGGGUCAAAAACCUCCUAAUUCUCAUUUUUUUGGGGUCUCUUCCUUUUCAUAACCCUCCUCUCCCUGUUUUCCAGCCCGUUCCCAUCACAGGAUUCCCACAGAAUAGACCCCCUGAUGUUUUUUGGGUGCAACCGAAGCCAUUUCAGGGUCUUUUUUGGGGUGUUUUGGGGGUCUCCCCUUUUCCCAAUUCUUUUCUCCCUUUUUCAUCUCAUUCCUGUUGCAGAAGCCCCUCAAAGAGCCCCCCAAAACACCCCCCCAAAGUCUUUUGGGCGAAUAAACCCCCUGAUGUUUUUUGGGCGCAAACGAGGCCAUUUCGCGGUGUUUUUUGGGUGCAAACGAGGCCAUUUCAGGGUCUUUUUUUGGGUGCUUGGAGGUCUCCCCUUUUCCCAAUUCUUCCCCCCCUUUUCCCACCUCAUUCCUGUUGCAGGAGCCCCCCCCCAAAAAAACCCUCCAAA